This is a messenger RNA of Solanum pennellii, 2598 nucleotides long. RefSeq lists its product as uncharacterized. The record is from RefSeq and is a predicted model, not a curated record. NCBI's taxonomy places the organism in Eukaryota, Viridiplantae, Streptophyta, Magnoliopsida, Solanales, Solanaceae. The transcript has 3 exons. Bases 298 to 2238 code for a protein of 646 amino acids.
UUUUAAUAUAAAUAUCGAAUAUCGAAAUGUGAAAUCAAAUAUAGAGAGUGAAAAUGACAAUCAUUUGUGGUCAGUGACUCCAAUUCUUGGAAUCAAAUUCUUCUUUCAUUCAUUUACUUUGCAACUUGUGUUGUCAGCAUAUUGUUGAUUCUCCUGAAAAAUUCCAACACUCUUUUUUUGUUAGAUUCUAAAAUUUUCUUGAAGUUCAGUAUCUUAAUGUUUGAGGGAAGUGUCAAAGAUUUGAUUUUUAUUUGACAGUAAAGAGAGAAAACCAGUGUUAAAGAUUGUGUCUUGUUAAUGGAACUGGUAGCUUACUCUGACCCCAUGACUGAAUCAAGAAACUCUAGCCCACCAUGGCAAGAAAUGUUUCGAUCUGCUGCAAUGAAGAAAACUGACCAACAAACAAAGAAUCAUGGCUCCCCACAGACUCCUCCCAAAACCCCAGAAGCCAAAGACCAACAAGUUCACAACUUUUUAUCAGAUGAAGCUCAGGUACGCUUCGCACUCUAUAUAGCGAUGGCUCAUGCUGGUCUUGCUUUCACAAUUUUCAGUCUUUAUGCUGUUGGCAAAUUGCUUGAAGAAUAUUUAAGGCCUAUUUUGUGGGCUGUGCUUUGUUCAAUACCUUUAAGAGGAAUUCAGCAAGCCCUUGUUGCAUUUUGGUCUGAACCUUUAAAGCUAGGCCUCACAGAGACCAUUAUGGCGAUCCCAGUUGCUGUAUUCAGGAUUUUUGUUGGAACCCUUGUUGAUAUCAGGGAAAUGAUUUUCAGAGUUGUUCUACGGAGACAGAAAGGUAGUGCUUUGAAGCGUAAUCGAAGUGGAUUUUUUAUGUUGUUGAGGUGGCUAGUUUCAUUUUGGGUGUUUGUGAUGGCAUAUGAGCAAAUUGGUCUCUUUGGAUCAGUUGCUCUUCUUGCUUUGGGGUUUAUGUUUCCUGUUAACAGUGUGGAGUCUACGAUGGAUGCAGUAACGUCUUUCAGGAGUCAUAGUUUUCGUAGACUGUCGAUAUCUGCUUUCUUCACUAGAGGGAUAUUGAAAAGAUUGAAAACCAUUGUGGCGGUAGGACUUAUUAUUGGGCUGAGCGUAGGUUCUUUGGCAGGUACAAUUUUCUUCUCUUAUGAGAUUGGAAUUGAAGGAAAAGACGCUGUUAUUGCGUUGAAAUCACGUGUAGAGGAGAGUAAUUAUGCUGAGAAAAUUGGUGUCAAACAAUGGAUGGAUGAAAAUGAUGUCCCUGCUAUGGUCGAUAAGUACAGUAGUCAACUGUAUGAGACUGUAUUCUACCAGCUAGAUAGCUAUGCUAAGCAGUAUAAUAUGACUGAGUUUGUUUCCGGGAUCAAACAUUUUAUCACAACUCCGGUGAAUAGUUCUUUUGAGCGGUCUACAGCUUUAUCAUCCCGCUCUAGAUACACUAAGAAGAUCAUGAGCAUAAAAAGGAGGAUUAAGGAUCGCGAAUGGAAACAAAUGUAUACAGAAAUGGACGCGUUUUUCAAAGAAUUGUUGAUCACUAGAAAGGACUUGGUUGAAAAGGCAAAAGGAUUUGCCCUUCAAGGAGCAAAUGUAAUGCAAGGAGUAAUUAUUACUAGCACAUCUCUUUUAGGUAGCAGUAUGCAGGUCAUGUUUUCGAUUGGAAAUUCUAUACUUUCAGGAGCUGCAGGUCUUUUCAAUUUCGUGUCUCAGUCGAUGGUGUUCUUUUGGGUACUUUAUUAUCUUAUCACAUCGGAGUCUGGAGGAGCAACGGAACAAGUAAUAUGUAUGCUUCCAAUACCGCAUUCUGCAAGAACUCGAUGUGUUGAAGUUCUUGAUAAAGCAAUAUCUGGUGUCAUUUUAGCUACUGCUGAGAUUGCAUUCUUUCAGGGAUGCCUGACUUGGCUCUUGUUUAGAUUAUACUCGAUACAUUUUCUGUACAUGUCGACUGUUCUUGCAUUUAUAAGUCCUUUGUUUCCGAUAUUCCCUACGUGGCUUUCAACUAUCCCAACAGCAUUACAGUUGGUGUUUGAAGGUCGAUACAUGUUGGCGAUCAGUUUAUCCUUUAUCCAUCUUGUGCUUAUGGAUUAUGGUACUUCGGAAAUUCAAGAUGAUAUCCCUGGCUAUAGUGCAUAUCUCACUGGUCUCAGCAUCAUCGGCGGAAUGACACUGUGCUCUUCAGCAAUUGAGGGAGCAAUAAUGGGUCCGCUAAUAACUACUGUUGUGAUUGGAAUCAAAGAUUUGUAUGUCGAGUUUGUACUGGAAGCACAGAAGGAAUAAACAGAACUAACUCGAAUGUUGUCUCCUACAUGCAUUCAAAACCUCUUGUACUGCAACUUAGCUUGAUUCGCGAAGUGUUACAAUGGAACACUGAAUCUUUUUUCGCGGAUCAAUGGUUGGAUUUGGUUCUCCCUGUGGUGGACUGUCUGUGUUCUCUGCAAAUUGGCUCGACAUAUAUGUAUGUUUUCAACAAUCUGUCAAUUCGUCUUCCUCUGCAAAUUGGCUCGAGGUCUUAUGUAUGUACCCAAAAUCUGUCAAUAUGUGUGUGUAUUUUUUCAAGCUCUUCAGUUACUGUAUAUUUAUAUGUAGUAUCACUUUUCUGAAUAUCUUAUUGUAUGAAGAGUGAGUUAUUUUCCAUCA